AAAAUUAAACGAAAAUAUAAUUCGAAAUUAGUUUGUACUCAUUUAUCGUAAAAUUAAAUUGUGUUUCGUAUCCUAACCUCAUACUUUAUGUGUAUGCGUGAUAUUAUCAUUAACAAAUAUAUGAAUAUCUUACUUUUACAAUAGUAUUUAUAUACAAUUUUUGUCUGCUAGAAAGAAUCGUAAUCUAUUUAAUUCAUCGUGCAAAUGAAUUAAACUUAGUUGGAAGAUGGGGAAAAAAAGAAAUAUUCAACCACCACCUGUAACAAUGCCUAGUCGUGUAAAGGUGGAAAUAAAAGAUGAAUUAGGAGACAGUGAUGUACUUGUUGCAAGAGAUCGUUUAAAAGGUGCUCUUAGAGAGUUAUUACAACAUAGUGAUACAGGAUCCUCAGCAGAUUCAAGUGAAGAAAGUUCUGCACAAGAUUAUAGACAUUCAAUGAAGAAAAUAGAUAACAUGUAUAGAACAAAAUCAAUGGGUUUUCAACAACCACGUAAAGUAAGACGUCGUAGACAAAUACAAAUGGAUACUGCAUUUCAUCAUACUUAUGUUAUGAAGCUAUUUGACAGAAGUGUUGAUUUAGCACAAUUUCAAGAAGAUACACCACUUUAUCCCAUAUGUAGAGCUUGGAUGGCAAAUCAACCAAGAAAUCCUAAUCUUGUACCAAAAAUACGCAGUCCAAGUCCAGAAAUAGUAAAUGAAGUUAAUAUAAGUAACAAUAUAUUGGACAGUAAUGGAGAAGUUCGUGAUGUUUAUUAUUUGCCACCUCCAUUACCUUGUGAAGAAGCUAUACCUAGAAACCGUAUACCUUCACCAAUACCUAGAGAAAAAGAAGAAUUGAACUUGGAUUAUGACGGACAAACCCUAAAAUCACGAGAAAUGUUGUUAAGAGAACACAGAGCACAUUGGAAUGCUGUGCGCAAAAAAUGGCACCAACAAGCACACAAGAAUGAACAACGUUUUACGGAAAGUGCAAGUAUAUUAAACACUAUAUUUAAGAGGGCACAAUCAGAAUUUGAAUAAUCCAUUACCUGGCAGAUUGAUCAUUGUCACUGAUUGGUAAUAAAUAUAAUUUCUGCUCUUCAUUGUAAUAUAAAUAUUUUUUUUCGUAUUUUUCUACACACAUUUUAUUUUAUACACGUAAUUAUGUCUAUUAUAUACCACUUGUAGAAAUAUACCUUUUUAUUACAAUA
Frieseomelitta varia is the source of this 1188-nucleotide messenger RNA. RefSeq names its product protein lin-37 homolog (gene mip40). The coding region runs from base 227 to 1018 and encodes 263 amino acids. NCBI's taxonomy places the organism in Eukaryota, Metazoa, Arthropoda, Insecta, Hymenoptera, Apidae. Gene Ontology annotation, cellular component: Myb complex; transcription repressor complex. The transcript has 7 exons. Gene Ontology annotation, biological process: negative regulation of transcription by RNA polymerase II. The record is from RefSeq and is a predicted model, not a curated record.